This is a messenger RNA of Pyricularia oryzae 70-15, 252 nucleotides long. RefSeq lists its product as uncharacterized. The record is from RefSeq and is a predicted model, not a curated record. The coding region runs from base 1 to 252 and encodes 83 amino acids. The transcript is spliced from 2 exons. Lineage: Eukaryota; Fungi; Ascomycota; Sordariomycetes; Magnaporthales; Pyriculariaceae.
AUGGAAAAGGGUAAUGUUUUCGAUAAUGGGUUCGGGUUGCUGGUGUUAUCACCAUUGUUGCCGGGCAGGGGAAGUUGUGAUAAGGAUACAAGUCUUGUGCUAUAUGGGAUGAACCUGGAUGUUGAGGUUGCUAGUGCUGCAAAUGGUGGGUGUUUGGACCUGCAGAGUGAGCAAUCCCGCCUCGAGAAGAUAGACGAGGAAGCAGUAUGCGGGACUCCCAAAAGGGUAAAAGGUUUGGGGUUUUUCCAAUAG